Blepharisma stoltei is the source of this 681-nucleotide messenger RNA. Lineage: Eukaryota; Ciliophora; Heterotrichea; Heterotrichida; Blepharismidae. The record is from the annotation of a GenBank genome assembly.
AUGUCAAUUUUAAAUUUUUCGAGGCAAAAUUUAAAAGAAUUAGAGCUAGAAGAUGAAGACGCAGCUUAUUUAAACGCAUCAAAUAACUUAAUAGCGUCAACCUGGGGGAUCCAUUUGAUGGUGAAUUUAAGAGAAGUUGAUUUUUCUUAUAACUUGAUAAGACAGAUUGAGGGUUGGGGAUAUUUGAGCCAAUUGGAAAUUAUCGAUAUGUCACAUAACUGCUUAGCGAGUACUUUUGGACUUCGAAGCUGUAUUAAAGUGCAUACACUGCUAUUGAGAGGAAAUUUUUUAAGGGGAAUCGAAGGAUUAGAAGGGAUGAAAGAGCUGAAAUAUUUAGAUGUGUCGCACAAUCAAUUGAAUGAUGUUUUUGCGUCUAUUAGACCUUUAAGUUUAAAUGCGAAACUACAGUCAUUAUUUUUAGAAGGAAAUCCGUUGCCUGCAUAUAGACAGUAUUGCUAUUCAAUGCUUCAAAGUUUAGCUUUAUUGGAUGGCGUUCCUACACCUCCUAGCAAUGCUAAUAAUAAACCAGGCUCUCUACGUAGCUGCUAUUCAAUUAAAAAAAGGCCUGUUCAAGAAAAAGGUAGUAAAGUAUUGACUCAAAGAUGUAGAUCAGCAUUUUCUACUUCAAGAAAUCAAGAAUUUUAUGAGCCUAGGCAUGCUACAUCUAGAAAAAUUAUUUAG